Messenger RNA from Penicillium odoratum, 1674 nucleotides. RefSeq lists its product as uncharacterized. The record is from RefSeq and is a predicted model, not a curated record. NCBI's taxonomy places the organism in Eukaryota, Fungi, Ascomycota, Eurotiomycetes, Eurotiales, Aspergillaceae. Bases 1 to 1674 code for a protein of 557 amino acids. The transcript has a single exon.
AUGGCAGCAAUAUCGGAGUUGUUCCAGAGAUGUCAAGCACAAUUCAAUUCAACAGUCAAGUUCCACGCGCUUUCUAAUUGUCUUGAGGUUCCCUUACAAGAAUGGAGGGACGAACUGGGCCGAUUUCGCGUGUGGGCAGCAAAUAUCGGUGCUCAUCAGACCCAUCUAUCCUCUCUAGAAUACCGUCUUAGGGAUGCUUCUCAUAUCAAGAUUCAGGUCGUGACGCUCUUGAAUCAAAUACAGGAGCUGCUGACCGACCUCAAGGAUGUUCUUGAGGAGCAAAAUGAUAAACGAUCCCAAACUGAUGCUUCGGACUGCCUGGAAAGUCCCCCGGGACAUGAGAAGUUCACACCAGAGAUCCAGGAAAUUCACCAAGGCCUUGUUGAGACAAACACACAACUCUACCAGAUUUCCAUGAUCAUCCGUAAACCGUCCCAGCACGACCGCUUGGUCGGAACAGAUAAACUGGAUUCGCAGCCAUUUCGAUUCUGGGCUAGGCAGCAUGCCUCUGACAAGUACCCAAGUGCGGACACGCUAGCUAUCGAUCGCAUCAGUUCCGCAAUGGCACAACAAAGGGGAGUCUUGAAAUAUCGAGAAAGACAUCACACAAAAUUGAGUCAGGGAAUUGAUCUUGAGAAUGAUGGCAAAUCAACCAUACUAUCGGAAACGGUCGUGACAGACCUGUUUGAGGAGACUCCUGGUCAGUUGAGCGACAUGAUCUCUGAGGCCGGUAUGUCUGAAACUUCAUACGGAGGCACCCUGCUCGAGGGCUCUGGUGUAAAUGCACCAAAAAUACCACCUCUUCCAAAGAAGGGUGGCGAGAACCAACCAUUUGAGUGUCCAUACUGCUUUUACAUCAUCACAGCUCGGGAUAAAAGAUCAUGGGCGCGACAUAUUUUCCGCGAUUUGAUGCCAUACGUCUGUAUUUUUCCGGGUUGCUCGACACCCAAUAAGCUCUACGAGAGCCGUCGGGAAUGGUAUCACCAUAUCAAACAAGCACACGAUUCAAUAUUAGGUACAAAUGAGACUUAUGACUGCGCUAUCUGCAGGCAGUGCACCCUUCCCACUGCCAACUUUCAGCGACAUGUGGGUCAACACCUGGAAGAGCUUGCACUCUUCUUACUGCCACGGACAGAAUCAGAAUCAGACUCGGAUGAGAAAAAGGCUGGCAGUUUUUCCUCCUUCCACAUGAGCGAUGCGUCUCCCAAAAACUAUCCAGCAGGAUUGCUCGUAAAGGAGGGCAAUGAUAUGAAGAGUGCAACAGCAGUAACCUCCGAUUCUGCUCAUAGUGGCUCAGGACGAUAUAGCACCGCCAUCCUGACAGCUCUCGAGGGUACCUAUCCGCCUGUCCCAAUCUCACGACAAGAUAUGGACACCGUCGAUCACAAUUGGCGCUCUUUGCUCCGUGAGUUUGUGCGAGAUGAGAAGACUGAACGACGUAUGGAGGGUUUUCUGAAUAGACUAGAUAAAGGAAUGAAGGAGAAGUUGGCGGAAAAUGAGGCGGAAGUGAUGGAAGAGAUUGAAGAAGAGAUGGAAGAGAUAGAAAAAAUGUUAAAACUCGAGAAGCCUAGGGAAGUCGUGCUGCAGCAGGAAGAGGCGGGGAGGGAGAAUAUUAAUGAAAUUGAAGAGGAGAAAUGGCAGAAUGUAUUGGAGGAAGUUGAUUUUGAAGAAUAG